This is a messenger RNA of Zingiber officinale, 2588 nucleotides long. RefSeq names its product squamosa promoter-binding-like protein 9. NCBI's taxonomy places the organism in Eukaryota, Viridiplantae, Streptophyta, Magnoliopsida, Zingiberales, Zingiberaceae. The record is from RefSeq and is a predicted model, not a curated record. The coding region runs from base 101 to 2476 and encodes 791 amino acids. Gene Ontology annotation, molecular function: DNA binding. Gene Ontology annotation, cellular component: nucleus. The transcript is spliced from 10 exons.
AUUUGGCUGACUUGAAUCAUCGCCGUCGAAUCUGAUCUAUAACCUCGCCGCGGCGGCGGAGCGCUCCCUCGUCUCGUCGUCGUUUCUCCUUCUAUUCGCGAUGGAGGCCCCUCCAGCUCCGGCGUACGAUGGCAUCGCACCCACGGAGGCGGAGACGGCGAUCUGGGACUGGGGUAACUUGCUCGACUUCUCCUUCGCAGGCGACGAUUCGCUGAUUCUCCCGUGGGGUACCCCCGAAGAGGCUGGGACGCCACAGGAGGUGGACUCGACUCCUUAUCCCCUGUCUUCCCCCCAUUCGGUGCCGCUGCCCUCGCCGCCGACCGUGGAUUCGGUGGGCCGGGUCAGGAAGAGAGAUCCCAGACUCGUUUGCCCGAAUUAUUUGGCCGGGGUGGUUCCGUGCUCGUGUCCCGAGGUGGACGAGAAGGUGAUAGAGGCAGAGAAGGUGGAGGUUGGCGCGAGGAAGCGAGCAAGGUCAGGCGGUGCCUCUACCAGCGUUGUGAGAUGUCAGGUGCCUGGGUGCGAGGUCGACAUCAGAGAACUGAAGGGCUACCAUAAGAGGCACAGGGUUUGUCUCGAAUGCGCCAAUGCAUCAUCGGUGGAGCUCAACGGGGAGCAAAAGCGCUAUUGCCAGCAGUGUGGCAAGUUUCAUGUUUUGGCCAACUUUGAUGAAGGCAAACGUAGUUGUAGAAGAAAAUUAGAAAGACACAACAACAGAAGGCGGAGAAAGAACAAUGAUCCAAACAAUCUAGUAGAAAAAGAAACAGAAGCUCAAGGAGACCCACUACUAGGUGUUACAUGUGAUGGUGAACUAAUAAAAGAGACACCACAUGUAUUAGGGUGCAACACAGCUGAGACAGUUUUGAGCAGUAAAACUCAGGAUGGGGAGACAGUAGAUUCUGAAGAUGGGCAGGGUUCUCCCAUUGCUUCACUUCCUAGACUUAACAAUGAUGAGCUUUUAACUUCUGUUGAAGCUCAUAAGGAUGAAAGGAAUUCACUUUCAAAAUCUUCCCCUUCAAGUACAUUUUGUGACAAGAAGAGUGCUUAUUCAUCUAGGUGCCCUACAGGUCGAAUAUCAUUCAAGCUCUAUGAUUGGAACCCUGCUGAAUUUCCUAGACGGUUGCGCCAUCAAAUAUUUCAAUGGUUGGCAAAUAUGCCUGUCGAGCUGGAAGGUUAUAUUCGACCUGGAUGCACUAUAUUGACUGUAUUCAUCGCAAUGCCAGAGUUCAUGUGGGAGAAAAUAACUCAAGAUGUGGCUCAUUCUUUAAGAGACUUGAUUAAUCAACCUGGAAGUUUGCUACUAGGAAGAGGAACCUUUCUUAUUUAUCUCAGCAACACAAUCAUUCAGGUUCUACAAGACGGUACGACACUGACAAAUAUCAAGAUGGAGGUGCAGUCACCGAGGCUUCAUUAUGUUUAUCCGUCUUAUUUUGAAGCUGGGAAGUCACUGGAGUUCAUUGCAUGUGGCAGUAAUCUUGGGCAGCCUAAACUUCGGUUUCUGUUAUCCUUUUGUGGGAAAUAUUUAAAACAUGAAGUGGAGCAAAUCACCACCAGCUCUGAACAUGAGCUGUUCAGGAUAAAAGUGAAACACACUGAUCCAGAAGUGCUUGGCCCUGCUUUUGUUGAGGUUGAAAAUGUGUCUGGAAUAUCCAACUUUAUCCCUGUUCUUGUUGGUACCAAAGAUGUAUGCUCUGAGCUAGAAAGGAUUGAAGAGCUUUUUGCUGGAACCCAUGAUGACAGCAGCUUAGUGUUCCAUGCUGAUUCCUCAAGAUCAUGUAAAAUUCUUAUGUCCGGUCAAUAUGCUAUGUCUACGUUGCUCUUGGACAUUGCAUGGUUACUGAAGGCACCUCAUCCAGAAGAGAUAGAACACUUGCGGAGUUUGACAAAUGUCCAGAGAGUAACUUCGUUGUUGAAAUUUCUACUCCCUAACAAGUUUUUAAGCAUCCUCCGAUUAAUAGUGUGCCACCUUGACGAUCAUAUUCGUAUUAAAGGAGUUGACAACCCAGAUAGCUGGACUUCUAAUGCUGACCUGAAGCAAUUUCACGAGUACCUUAACCAUGCAAAAGAAAUUCUUUUCCAGGAAAAGCUGUAUCAUUUUAGAUCAGAAGUAGAAUCAAGAAACUCAGUUUCCAGAUCCCUCAUGCUACAAUAUGAAAAGAGUAAUAUGGGUGACAAGUUCUAUGCAAAUCAGGACGAUGAGCCAAUUAGAGACAGUUCAUUCCCAGACCCACUGCUGCCAUCCAUGGAGCAUGAUGUUGAGAUGCCACUUGUGACCAAGGAUGUCAUCCACAGGCAUACUUGUUACCAAAACUCUUUUGUUGAUGUAUUCUCAAACAAAAUCACAAGGUCUCGAUUAUCUUUGUUUGUAGCCGUAAGUGUUAUUUUGUGUUUAGUAGCUUGUACCAUCCUCUUUCACCCGCGCAAAGCUGGGGACUUUGCAAUUUCCAUUCGAAGAUGUACGUUUGGUGACACGGCAUGAGUCUGACCAACCUAACCUUUUGGUUUUGCAUCUCCCCUUUGUAUAUUGUAAUUGCGUAUGUUGUACUUGUUGCAAGGAGCAUUCUUAAAUGAUAAAUGUUCAGGUAAUUCUA